This is a messenger RNA of Camponotus floridanus (Florida carpenter ant), 6561 nucleotides long. It is a transcript of the gene raskol, whose product is annotated as probable Ras GTPase-activating protein. The record is from RefSeq and is a predicted model, not a curated record. Lineage: Eukaryota; Metazoa; Arthropoda; Insecta; Hymenoptera; Formicidae. Gene Ontology annotation, biological process: regulation of GTPase activity. The transcript is spliced from 10 exons. Bases 1609 to 6045 code for a protein of 1478 amino acids.
CAGACAGUCGCGAGUUCGUCCGCGGUGCGGUCGAUCGUGUGUCGUACUCAUUCUUUGUACGAGAAGGCGCGCUCCUUGAUAAUAAACGCGACGCGAAGGAAAAAAAUCCGCGCGAGUGGACGCGAUCAGAAAGAGAGAGAGAGAGAGAGAAAGAGAAACAAUCAUCGCGCGCGAGCUCGAAGUGAUCGUGAGAGCCGGAUCGCCGUGACUUGGAAGAGAAUACCUCUUACUUUUCUCGACGCGACAGUCGCUCGAGGACUCGCGAUCGCAUCGGAGUCGCGGGUAAUUCGAGUUCGAAGAUAUUCGAGAGAAGAUAUCGAGAGAGAAAGAGAGAGAGAACGUCGCUAUUGUGGUUCGCGGUGAACUGAUGGUCGCUGGUUCUCGAAUCGAGCAACUACGUGUUGGAAUUCGCUUCAGAAUAAUACGAAACAACUGUGAGAACGAGCACUAUGGAUAAAUCGGAUGCCGCGCGAAUGACAGAUCGAUGACAGGUGCGCUCGCGCGACCCCGCGUCUCGAGAGCGCUCCAUUCAAUCGCGAUUAUCCGCGAAUAUUUCGCUUCCCCCUUCCCCCCGAGUUAUGGUCCCGCUCCCAUAUAAAUCCCUUUAUCCGGAGUACUCGCGGCGAUCGUAAAUCUCGACCGGCUUUGCCGACAAUUUCAACGGCGUGUGCAUUCCAUUCGCGCUAACCGGCGAUCCUCCGCGGAUUCCUGGACCAAUUGCACCUGCAAUCUUCAAUCGCAUCUCCUCUUCCACGGAUUUCUCUUAUAGCGGAAAAGGAUUGAUGCGAAGUAACAUUGAAAAGCUGAGAACACACGUAUAAAGUGAACGGGAGAGACUCUUUUCCGUCCGCGGAGGAAGCGACGUUACAAAGACGUGUACGUGAAAGCAAGCAGGAAUAAAACGUAGCCAAGAGAGAGAGAGUUCUUCACGGAAGAGACGACUUGACCGAGGAGGAUACGCUGAAAAGUGGUCGCGCGUUGACGCGAGAGGUUCAACGCCUCGCAUUCUCCGCGAGUAUCAGCAGGGAUAACUCAGCCAGCUGAUAUUCGUCUAGUACGUCGCACGUGUUCCUUCUUCCUUUCUCUACAGUCGCGUUUACGCAGCUCGAUAGUUCUAUAUUUAGUCCGGGAGGGAGAGAAGGGACAGAGGGUCUCCGAAGAGACGGGUCGACCUCUCAAAAGGGUCGUCUCGAAGAACCGAUCCGAUCAAGAAAUGUAAUCAUCGUUAUUACACCGUUGCCUGGAAGAUUGUAUGCACCCGAUUCUCGGAUUAAUCCGCGAUUCUGGAGGCAGGGUGUUGCUACAACGCGAUCUCGAGGGCGUAUCUUAUCGUCGGUUGAUGGCAAAGACAGCCGAUAAGCAAAAAUGCGAGCGUGAGAAUGAAUCGGAGUCGAUCGAGGGGGAAUGGUUCGCGUAAAGCGAUCGAAUAUAGUAUCACAUAGUGCGUGACAGCCAGUGCGUAGAGUGUCAUCGAUAAUGUGCCACGAGAUAACCGCGAUAUCAAAUGAUAAGGUUCGCUCGAUCGAAAGUCGUUCUCUUGAAAAGCGCGCGAAAAGGGAGGAAGAGAAGCUUACUGGUUUUUCACGCUAAGUCGUGAUAUAUGAAGACAUGCUGACGGCUGAGGAUCCCGAGGAGUCGCCGAAGAGGCGGUCCACGUUCUACGUGUCAUUGGACGGAGGCGAGCCGCCGACGCGACAGUCGGUCGCCAAGUUGACCAAGGGUCACUCGACGGACGACAAGUUCAUCUGCAACACCUACCCCAUCAGCAGCACGUCCAAGACACCCACGAGCGGGUCCCUGACCCGCACCCUGAGCAGCAACGAGGGCUUCUCGUCGACCGCGAGACGAAUCGCGGACGAGACUCUACCCGAGGUGAGAGGCAAGGUGCAGUCGUUGACGAGAAUCUUCGAGGCGUCCAAGUGCGACCGGAUAGCCAGCGGGGGUCAGACGGAGCAGAGAAAAAAGGUCGAGAGGACGAGGUCUUUCAAGACGAUCGAACGAUUUCAGAGCCGGUUUACCGGCAGGAAAGAGUCCAACGGCAGAAAGGACAGUCGUCUGAACAAUACCAUUGCCUGCUUCGAGGUGGAAGACGCGGCCGGAUGCGGCAAGAAGCUGUCGAAUGUCGAGCAGAGACCCGCCGCGACGAGGAUCGUCAUCGAAUCGGCCGCAAAGUCCUCCCGCGGUCAUCAGGAGCAGCCGAGAAGCAAACAGAGCACGACCCUCACGAAUCUAUUGAUUCGUAGGACUCACAGCACGAAGCUGGCCAGGAGCAAUAGCACGCUGGUGCGAAUCGGAAGGCACGCAUCCGUCGACAGUCCUUGCGCCGUUGAAAAGGACGUCCGUGUGAGCAGAUACAAGGAUGAGGAGGCCAGCGAGGAUCCUGCUGUCGCCGACGACGAAUGCGUCGAAUCGUCCGUCUUUGAAGACGCCGACAUCGAUGGCGGGAUACACUCAGACACAUCGUACGAGAAGGCUUGUCGAAGGGGUAGCGCACCCGCCACUCCUGUACUUGGGGCGCGACCCUUGGAUGUCACUCCGAACAGGAUCGUUAAUUUCUUCUCGAAACGAUCGUUCCGGUCGAACCCUCUGAAGAGAACGAAGAGCGUAACGAAGCUCGAACGGCAGAAGCAACGGGGCGCCGGUCUUCGGGGAUGCCGUUCGCACGAAUCUCUCCUCUGCGGACAGGCGGUGACCUCGAUGGACCUCGCGGCGGUGACGCCGCUGCAUCCCAGCCUCCUCGGCAGGCCCCACUGCUUCCAGGUCACGCCGAGCACCGGCGGGCCCAAGUAUUUCAGCUGCAGAACCGCUCACGAACGGGACCAGUGGUUGCACAGCUUAAGGAAAUCCGUCCAGCCGGAUGCAGAACAAACACGUCGAACGGAUAAUUCCCUGCAGAUCUGGUUAUUGGAGGCGAAGGGCGUGCCCGCAAAGAAGCGAUAUUUUUGCGAGGUCUGCCUCGACAGCACCUUGUACGCGCGAACAACUGCCAAGCUGAAGGCUGAUUUGUGCUUCUGGGGCGAGCAUUUUGAUUUCCAUCACUUGCCCUCCGUCAACACGAUCCAGGUCAACCUGUAUAGAGAGGCGGAUAGGAAAAAGAAGAGAGACAAAAAUGUUUUGAUCGGUUCUGUUAGUAUACCAGUGCACAAUGUGACGUCACGUUAUCUGACGGAGAAAUGGUAUACCGUAGUAGGUGACAAAGGACCUCUCAAGGAGCCACCCGCAUUAAGAGUAAAGUGCCGUUUUCAGUCGGUUGACAUACUGCCAGUUCAGGUUUAUCAGGAGUUUCUGGAAUACCUGAAGACCGAUUACGCGUCGCUAUGCGAAAAACUGGAACCCGUCAUAGGUGUCAAGGCGAAGGAAGACAUCGCGACUGCUUUGGUGGCGGUCAUGCAACGGGAAAAAAAGGCGCCGCAAUUCCUCGCAGAUCUCGUCAUGAUGGACAUUCAUCGAAUAGAUGACGAAAGACUCACGUUUCGAGGGAAUUCGUUAGCCACGAAGGCGAUGGAAGCUUACUUGAAAUUGACCGGGGACAGAUAUUUACAGGAGACUCUGGGAGCCGUUGUGAGAGGCGCGGUCGAAGGCGGCGAUUGCGAAGUGGACCCACUCAAGGUCGCUUCCGUCGCCGCGUUGCACAAACAACAGCAGAACCUUCGCAACGCUGUGGAACUAGCAUGGAACAGAAUAUUAUCGAGUCACUCUCACUUUCCGCUAGAAUUGCGCGAAUGCUUCCGCAUUUUUCGCGAACGUCUGGCCGAUAUGGGUCGGGAAGACAUUGCAGACAAUCUCAUUUCCGCGUCAAUCUUUCUGAGAUUUCUCUGUCCCGCCAUUCUCAGUCCAUCUCUCUUUAAUAUUACACACGAGUAUCCGAACGAGAAAGCAGCGAGAAAUCUCACUCUGGUCGCGAAGACACUUCAGACGCUUGCAAAUUUCACGAGAUUCCAGGGCAAAGAGAACUUUAUGGAGUUCAUGAAUGAUCUACUCGAACGAGAAGCUCCGUCUAUGAAGAAUUUCUUGCAAUUAAUUAGCAGCCCACUGCCAAAGGACGCACCAGCCAAUAAUUCGCUCGAGUUUGACGGCUAUAUAGAUUUGGGCAAGCAGCUAUCUCUGCUGCAUGCUCUUUUACGAGAAAGUAUGGCAGCGAUAGCACCGUCCUCGCCGUCGAUGCCGCCGUCGCGAUUACCCGAAAUUCUCGAUAGAAUCUCUUUGGCUCUAGAUCAGCCGGGUCCGAGUCCUGUACCUGCCGCGCAUCGUUAUCCGAAUCUGCAGAAUAACAUCUUCCGUUAUAAUGAUCCGACGAUCGCCAACAGCAACACAAAUCUCUCCAUCUCGGCCACGUCAACACUGAGCAAUCAUAGCACGAUAAACGGCACGAUCAGGGAUAGCAAUGAGGUGUUGCAAACCAACACUCUUGGUCACAAUAGCUCGCGCAGUCCUAAUGUCGCUAGAGCGGCGACUCUACCGCGAAACGCUUAUCUGCCGACGAACGGCAAGUUGCAACUGCAAAUCAGCUCUGAUGAUUAUCCUCUGGAGCCACCAGCGUUCGUUUCGCGUUCGCCAACGCCAAUUACGCGGCAACAUAGGCCGCUCGGGUCCAAUCGUUCUGGGCCGGGUUACAGACUGACAGCCAGCGCAAGUUUGGCUAACGUCAAUCACUGCCAGACUCAUCCAACAAGUCCCACGCGUUCCGAAAGUCACAACAAUCUGAAAGACUCCAACUAUAACAUCACUUCUUCAUCACAAAACAAUCAGUCGAGCAAUGGAAGCAUCGUCUUGCAGCAGCAACAUCGGCAUAACAUUGCGCGUCUGCAAAAUCUCGAUAUUCACGAUCGUGAGGAUAAUUAUAAUCACAACAAUUACAACAUGUCGAGAUCGGCUAGCCGAAAUCAUUGCCACAAGGAAGAGAAUGCCAAUCAAACGCAGCAGCGUAACUACAAUGUCUCCAAGACUACGGUGAACGCGAAUGUGGUCGUUAAUCCACCCACGAAUCUCACGUUGUCCAUCAAUCAUCAACCUAACAAUAAUUAUAAUCCUCCCAAAACAAACAACCAUGCUACAUCCACUAACGGCAACCUUGAUGAGCUGUCCGAUUUACUGAGAUACGCGGAUGAUGAAGUAUCGGAAUCCAAGUCACAGAAAGGCUCGCAGAUUUCCAUCUCGCAAUUGAGCAACGUGGCUUCUUCCGGUUAUCAGAGCUUCGCCGCUUAUAGUCAGAGCUCCAGUCCUGUAGAUCUUAGCAGCAACAACGCGAAUGCGCAUAUUCUCGGCACAGCGCCGCUAGCAUUCGCUAAUCCUGUUUAUCACAUGGAAUCUAAUCACGCGAGGACGGGUAGACGCGAUAGCAGCAGUUCUGAGGAGAGAGAAGGUAGCGGCGGCGGUGGCGUUGACAGUGUGAGAGGUGUCGAUUUGAGUCCUUCGCCACCACCCAAGAACAAUGUACGAAAUCACCAAAGGAACAACCAGAACCAAUGGCGGCAGGGUAAUCAAACCCACAGGAACAACUCGGAGCAUACGCAGGACGUCUGUUGCCCAAAGCUCCGAAGAAGGCUCUCACUGGACUCUACGCGAGACCUGUCAGAUACCAGCGAGGAGGAGAAUUGUACCACCAGAAGGAGCAAAUCUCGCAGUCAUCGAAGUAUCGAUCAGUACGAAGUGGAAAUGUAUGAAGUGGAGAGGCUGCAGAAUAGCGUAGAUCGACUGCGAUUGCGCGCGCGAUUAGGUCCCACCGACGAUGCCGAUUUAGAUCUCGCGCCCGACAACAACAUGAAGAGCAUCAUUUCCAGAUUAAUCUCUGUGGAGGAGGAGCUACGUCGCGAACAGCAGAAGAUGUCAGCGGCGCUGUCGUACAAGCAGCGCGUGAUCGACGCGCAGGAGCAGCAAAUAGCCGCAUUGGGUGCCGCGAAUACGCGUCUCAUGUCGACCAACGCGAGCCUGCUGUCGGCGUUGAGCAAGCAACGUUAUAACAGCAAGUCCCAGGCGAGCAGCGAGGCUGCGCCCUUGUUGCAGAACAUUGCCGACAUUGGCGAACUCAAAAGCUCGUCGUGCUAAGCGUAUCGUUGUUACGACCGGGAAUUGUCGAGAACAAGAAAAAUUUUUCAGUUCAUAGAACUGUUUCUUUGAAGAAUCUCACGUGCUGCAAACACGUAGAGAUACGUCAUGCCAACGUUCACCUCUCUCCUUCGAAUAAUGAUCUGACUGAGUGAUGUAACAACUUUUAUAAGAUAAUUGCGGAAUGUAAGGAUUCUGAAAGGAGAAUGCUGAUUAUUGGUCAAUCUUGCGAGCAAACGUGGGAAUUUUCAUUAUUCGAGGAAGGGAAGCUUAUUCAGAAAAAUGUUUAUGGGUCUUCCUUAGUUGUGCGAUUCGCUGCAUGCAUUCUCUUCGUCGUCGUUUAAUUAACACUCCCGAUAAGAUCUCGCGCUCGAAAACUGGAAACACGCAGCGCAAGCAAGCAGCCCGAUUUUAACUCGGACUGACAAAAUUGUGAGAAUACGUAUGUGAAGCAUUAUGCCGAGAAACGCAAUACAGAAUAGAUUGCAACACAAAAGAGAAUGGCGGGCGAAUAAA